UCUAACAGAUCAAUGUUGGAAUUUACUCUCCAACUACAAGAUUUGAUGUUUCAUGCCAGUUGAUGUUCAUGCCAUGUUCUUUCAUUAAAAACCAAUCAUCAUUGAAGCAACUUCCAACAAAAUGGCAUCCAAUAUAACAGCUCAGUCAGUGCUAGCAGAGAUAAGUCAGGAUCAUCUUGAAUGUCCAAUUUGCAGUGGACGCUUCAAGCAACCCAAACUACUGGAGUGUUCUCAUUCAUUUUGUCUUGAAUGCCUUCAACAACUCAGACAGAAUAGUCCAAGUACUACAAGGCUUUCAUGUCCAGUGUGUAGACAAGAAACUCUAAUAAAUGAAAAUGGCAUUGAUGAUCUCAAAACCAAUUUAAUAGUCCUUUCAUUGAUAGAAGCUAUUGAAACACAGGAAAACGAACUGACACAACAACAAAGAAAACCAUUACACAGUCAGGAGUUUGUUUCCAAGUGUAGCAAGCAUACUGGCAAGGAUCUUAUCAUGUAUUGUGAAACAUGCAAUAAUCUGAUAUGUACAACUUGCAUUGCUAAAGACCACAGAAUGCACCCUGUAAUAGAACUUAAUGAAGCUUCAGACAAAAGUAAACAACAUGCCACAGAACUUCUAGAAGAAGUAAGACAGAGUAUCACAACCUUCAACAUUGCUAUUCAAGAAAUAGACAUGUCCCAUAAGACAUUAAACUCUAUGUUUGCUGCUACCAAAGAGAAAAUCACAAAGAAGGCUGAUGAGAAGAUUGCCAAGGUGGCUGCCAGGAUCAGAGAGGAGAAGCAGAAACUGAUGCAAGAGGCAGAACAGAUUUAUAAAGACAGAGUCAAGACAAUGAAAACUGCACGAGCUACAAACAGCAAAGAGAAAAACAAAGCAAAGCUCAAGCAGGAUGAGGUAAUUCAACUCAUGGAUCAACGGAUCAAGAUUGUACAUCACAUAGAACAACUCUUGCAAAACCUCAAAGAAUACAGAGAGAAGAAAUCAACAAAAAUACCUAAUGGGUUGGCUUAUAUGGACUUUAAAGAAGGCCAGAACUCACUAGGGAGACUGGUACUGAAAUAUGAACAACAAGUAGAAUCAGCAACUUCUGCUCAGGCUAGAAAGCCAACAUCACUAUCAAGGAAACACUUAAAUCAAAAUAAAUGGACAUUAAAAACAGAAAUUUCUAAAUACAAGAACAAAAACCAAAAGAUGGUGAGGAUGCGUGCAAGAGAUGUUGCUGCAUACUCUAAUAGUGAUAUUGUUGUUCUAGAUCAAUACCGUAGCUUGAUUAUAAUACCAGCAGAGAGCAACCCUCAAUCCUAUGUUGUCUCACAAGAACUAUCAAUCCAAGGACUUACAGGACCAAGCAGAGUGACUGUGAAUAAGAAUGAUGAGCUCAUUGUUCUAGAUGAUGAAACAGUCAAGAUCUUCAACAGCAAUUAUAAGCUCCUCCAUCAGGUCAAUCUAGGCAGUAGACCAUCAUGUAUUGCAGUGGAUGACCACAAUCUGAUAACAGUGGGUUAUGAAGACAAGGCAGAGAUCUCUCUACACAAACCAGAUGGAUCCCUCAUAAGAACACUGCCUGCUCCAGGGAUUCGUGGAUUCUUGACUACCUACAAACAGCGACUCAUCUACACCAACUGGGGUGGGAGGAAGUUAGUAUCAGUAACCUACAAGGGUAAUACGGUAUUCUCAGUAGAUUUCAAUCAGUCUGGGUUGCUUAGUGGUGUGUGUAACUGUGAAGAGGAUGGAAGCAUCUAUGUUGCUGUAGUAGAAGGACUAUUCUCAUCAAUCCAACAUUACAGUCCUGAUGGCAAGCACAUUGGAUGUAUCAUCAAUGAUUGUGAUGAUCACUAUGGUCUCACAUUCACACCAGCUGGUGAUCUGGUUGCGGCUACAUCCAACUCAGUUCAUAUCUAUCAGCAUGAAUAAAGAACAUCAACGAACAUUAUGCUGGACCACAAUCACAAUAACUUUCGAGCUGAGAUAAACAUUUCGACAACACAUAAAUUACAACUGUCACCAUUAGAUGAUCAGUUGUAUCGUUUAUAAAUAAUAGUCAGUUCUGUGGUUUAUCAGUUUACAUAGUAUAUAAUUAUAAAAGUUCAAUCAAAUUUAAAUCCUUUGAGGUUUUGUUGUGGGAUUUCUGUGACUUAACAACCCCUCUAGCAACAGUAAUACUCAUCAAAACUUUAGUGAGAGGCAUACGUUGGUAAUCAUUUAUAAAAUUAUUGGUACUAUAAACUUUCAGCUAGUAGUAAAGCAGAUUUUGAUUCUAUGAAGCAUUUUGAGAAGUUAUGUGGUCAAGAAAAAUAUGUCAGUAUUUAAACACCUACCUGCUCGGAAUGUUUUCAACAGAAAUGGUAUUGUAACUUGUUUAUAACGCACUUGUUCACCAUUUUAAUGUAAUUUUGAU
Messenger RNA from Asterias rubens (European starfish), 2396 nucleotides. Its product is annotated as tripartite motif-containing protein 2-like. The coding region runs from base 122 to 1912 and encodes 596 amino acids. Lineage: Eukaryota; Metazoa; Echinodermata; Asteroidea; Forcipulatida; Asteriidae. Gene Ontology annotation, cellular component: chromatin; nucleoplasm. Gene Ontology annotation, molecular function: zinc ion binding; ubiquitin-protein transferase activity. Gene Ontology annotation, biological process: positive regulation of DNA-templated transcription. The record is from RefSeq and is a predicted model, not a curated record. The transcript has 2 exons.